UACCCUGUUCUUUCCUUCACUGUGGGAGACGAGCUGAGCCUGUCCGGCAGAGCAGCGGAUGUACAGAUGAUUCAGUGGCUGGCAGGAAGCCCGCCCUGCCCGCCCGCCAGUGUCAGUGGUGUUGGCAUCAGCUCGGGCAGGUGUGCGGGCUCAGGAUGGGACGGCCGCGGUGAGGAGCCCUGGACUCUCAGAGACAGAAUUUCACCAUGUUGCCCAGGCUAGUCUCAAGCUCUUGACCUCAAGCGAUCCUCCCUGCCUCAGCUUCCCAAAGUGCUGGGAUGAAAGGCGUGAGCCACCGCGCCUGGCCCGGGUCUGUUUCUAGUUGCAACAGCUAUUGGAAGCCCAUUGGAGCGGGCCACGCUUCCAUUCACCAGGCCACGCAUCACAGGAGGCAACACCAGGAGCCGACAUGAGCUCAGGGACUGAACUGCUGUGGCCCGGAGCAGCGCUGCUGGUGCUGUUGGGCGUGGCAGCCAGCUUGUGUGUGCGCUGCUCACGCCCAGGUGCAAAGCGGUCAGAGAAAAUCUACCAGCAGAGAAGUUUGCGUGAGGACCAACAGAGCUUCACAGGGUCCUGGACCUACUCCUUGGUCGGGCAGGCAUGGCCAGGACCCCUGGAGGACACGGCACCCACAAGGAAGGACAAGCUGUUGCGAUUCUCCCCAGGCCUGGAGGAUCCAGCAUCUUGCAGGUACCAGAACUUCAGCAAAGGAAGCAGACACGGGUCGGAGGAAGGCUACAUGGAAGGCAGGACAGAGGCGGAGGAUGAGCCAGGCCUUGCAGGGCCUGCCCACACCCCCGUGCCCGCUCCUCUCUCUCCUACAGAUGAUGCCAAUUCCUAUGAGAAUGUGCUCAUUUGCAAGCAGAAAACCACAGAGCCAGUUGCCCAGCAGGACGGCACAGGUGGCCUCUGCAGAGGAGACCACAUCCCGUCGCUGGCCCUGAAGACUGGCCCCACUUCUGGUCUCUGUCCCUCUGCCUCCCCGGAAGAAGAUGAGGAAUCCGAGGAUUAUCAGAACUCAGCAUCCAUCCAUCAGUGGCGCGAGUCCAGGAGGGUCAUGGGGCAACUCCAGAGACAAGCCUCCCCUGGCCCGGUGGGAAGCCCAGACGAGGAGGAGGACGGGGAACCGGAUUACGUGAACGGGGAGGUGGCGGCCACAGAAGCCUAGGGCAGACCAAGAAGAAAGGAAUCAAGGCGAAGAGGGACUAUUGUGCUCAUGGACCUGUCGCUGCUUUCCAAGGACCAUUUCCCAGAGCUACUCAACUUUUAAGCCCCUGCCAUGGUUGCUCCUGGAAGAACCAGCCACCCUGAGGACCACAUGGCCAGGCGCGCACAGCCCGGGAAAGGACAGUUACCCACAGGAGCUGCAGCCCUGCCACCAAGCCCUCUCCCAACCCGGGCUUUGUGGGGCAGGCACCUGGUACCGAGGGUAACCCGGCUCCUGGUAUGGAUGGAUGCGUAGGAUUUAGGAUAAGCUGUCACCCUGUCCCCAUACCAAAACCAUUGUCCAACACUGGUAUCUGUGUCCUUUUGUGCUAUGAAUUUGGAUUCCUAAUUGCUAUUGUUGGUUGCCGGGGUCUUAAAGGAUUGAUAAGCUUCUCCAGUUAACUUAUAGAGGGGGAGCCAUAUUUAAUAUUCUGGAUUUCAGAGAUUUCUGUGUUGUCUCCUAGAAAGCAUUACAUGUAGUUAAUUUCAGCAUCCUGGUUGGGCGGGGCCCUGGCUCUCUUCCCCUUUAGUGGGACCUCCCCUUUCUUUGGGCUUCAGUUCACUAAGGAAGAAAUAAGGCUGUCGCCAUCUUUAUGCGCUUUCAGUGGAAAUGUCAUUUGCUAUGGACAAUAGUGCGUGAGAGUUUAGAGAAGUAGUGACCAGAAUGGGGCGGAGUAGGUCUCCUCCAUGGCCCAGAAUCCUCCUCUGCUCCAGGGCUGGCCUCUGCAGAGCUGAUUAGACAGUAAUAUGACUGUCUCAUGGGAAGAGCAGGGGCCCAGAGGGACCUUCUGAGUCAGAAAUGCUGCCAGAAAAAGUAUCUCCUCCAACCAAAACAUCUCAAUAAAACCAUUUUAGUUGAAAAGCA
This is a messenger RNA of Mandrillus leucophaeus (drill), 2071 nucleotides long. It is a transcript of the gene LAT2, whose product is annotated as linker for activation of T cells family, member 2. Gene Ontology annotation, biological process: B cell activation; B cell receptor signaling pathway; calcium-mediated signaling. Gene Ontology annotation, cellular component: plasma membrane. The record is from RefSeq and is a predicted model, not a curated record. Bases 410 to 1168 code for a protein of 252 amino acids. The transcript has 14 exons. Lineage: Eukaryota; Metazoa; Chordata; Mammalia; Primates; Cercopithecidae.